AUGCUGAAUCAACAGAUGCACACUAUAGAUGAUGAUCAACCAGAUGAAUGGGAUCAAAGAAUAAUUAAUACAGGUUGUCAUCAAGAGAAUUUAAAUUUACAACUAUGUCAUGCUGAUAAUGGUGAUUGGAGAAAAUGUUUAAAAGAAAUGGAAGCAUUUAAGAAAUGUUGGGCAUUGAAUAAAAACGAUGAAAGAACAUAUACUGUAAAUAAUUAA
Messenger RNA from Insectozyma verbasci, 216 nucleotides. Lineage: Eukaryota; Fungi; Ascomycota; Pichiomycetes; Serinales; Debaryomycetaceae. The record is from the annotation of a GenBank genome assembly.